AUGGCUGACAGUAAACGCGGUGUGCUUCAGCAUUGGAAAUGUCUCGCAGCGUGCUCUCUCAUAUCCAUGUCAACCGUUCCAGUAUUUGGAUAUGAAGACCCGAAAACCCCAAUCGGCUAUAAUAUAAGUGCUACUCGCCAACAGCUGAUAUCGUCCCUUAUGGUGCUUGGGGCAUUCGUGGGCUCUACUUCUGCAGGUGCCAGUAUAUCUGGCGAUCUAUUGGUGUCGCUAACAAGCCAGGCUUUAUAUCUGCCAAGAUCAGCUGCAAGCAGUCUCUUUGGAUUGCUAGCGUAUCGGUGGCCUCUACUUCGCCCGUCUGCUAAUCGGGCUUGCGAACGGGCUAUUCAUGACUUGUUCUCAGCUUUACCUGCAGGUGAAGGCGUUGUCCCAGAAGACAUAACUCUAUGGUUACUUAUUCUUUUAGGAAUGCUCCCUAGCUCGCUACCGCGGCAUGGUCACUACGAGGACGCUCGCAGGACUCUCAUGUGGCUGCGUCCAAAGGAAAGCAACAUUGAAGAGGAGCUUCGCGGCAUUGUCACAGCAAUCGAGGUCGAAAAGGAGAAUGGCCAGGGCAUUACCUUCUGGGACCUGUUCAGGAAUUCCGUCGAUCGACGACGUACUUUUCUGGCUAUUGCAGCUAUCACCACGCAAGCUGCAUCGGGAGCCAUCAUACGGUACCUAUUUUUUCGAAAUGGCAAGCAUCGGCGACGCAAUUCCUGCAUCUUGGUAGCAGUCGGUAUAGUUGUCAUGAUGAUCAACGCUCUCUUCAUCAGCAAGAUCGGUCGCCGUCGCAUUUUCCUAACAACUGGGUUAAUCCUCUGCGGACUCUGUCAGCUUAUUAUCGCUAUUAUCUACACAAAGGACCCGAGUUCAGAGCAGACCGGAAAAGCAAUCGUUGGCAUCUCUGUGAUCUUCAUCAUCGGUUACAAUGGAAUGGUAUCCACCUACGCUUGGGUAUCCGGCGGCAAGCUGCCAUCUCAGCGUUUACGCUCUUAUACUUUUGGGCUUGCUGCGGCCAUGGGUUUCCUCGGAGCUUGGCUCACCACUUUUACGGCCCCAUACUGUAUAAACCCUAGCGCACUCAACUGGGGACCCAAAUACGGCUACAUCUGGAUAUGCUCAUGUUUUCUUGCUGCUGCCUUCGUGUUUUUCUUCCUCCCUGAGGUCAAGAAUCGCACGCUCGAGGAGAUCGGCGAAAUGUUCGAGGCCCGCCUACACGCGUGGAAGUUUCAGAGCUAUAAGUGCAAGGGUAUCGAUCGUGUUGUUUUGGAGAAAAACGAUGAGGAGCUCGCGAGAGUUCCUGUUAAUGACCGAUCAAUUGUUUGUGGUGCAGUAUACCGAAAUCACAGUAAAUCCUAUUUCAGUUGA
Molecule: messenger RNA, 1368 nt
Organism: Rasamsonia emersonii CBS 393.64
Lineage: Eukaryota; Fungi; Ascomycota; Eurotiomycetes; Eurotiales; Trichocomaceae
Product: Maltose permease
Exons: 10
Coding region: 1-1368 (455 amino acids)
Biological process (GO): carbohydrate transport; transmembrane transport
Cellular component (GO): membrane
Molecular function (GO): carbohydrate:proton symporter activity
Source: RefSeq, a predicted model, not a curated record